Canariomyces notabilis is the source of this 2011-nucleotide messenger RNA. RefSeq lists its product as uncharacterized. Gene Ontology annotation, biological process: lactate catabolic process. The transcript is spliced from 8 exons. NCBI's taxonomy places the organism in Eukaryota, Fungi, Ascomycota, Sordariomycetes, Sordariales, Chaetomiaceae. Gene Ontology annotation, cellular component: mitochondrion. Gene Ontology annotation, molecular function: FAD binding; D-lactate dehydrogenase (NAD+) activity; D-lactate dehydrogenase (cytochrome) activity. Bases 231 to 1931 code for a protein of 566 amino acids. The record is from RefSeq and is a predicted model, not a curated record.
GUCGGCCUAGGCCCGGCGUGAGUGUUACCUUAUCCUGCCUGUGCCAGGCGCGAAGAGACAGAAAGUCCACAAUCCUUUAGGCUUCGGUCAGAAGUUCCAUCCGGUUUGCAAAGACUGCGAAUCCGGCGGGGCCUACUUGCACAGAGGAAGAGAGCCGGACUCUUUCUUGAUAUUCUGACAUUUUUUUUUGCUCGUUAUUUCAGGGUCACUUUUUUUUUAAACUUGCCUGCAUGUCGGCCAACCGUUUUGCAAGGGCGGCGAGACCCCUCAGCCGAUCCCUGACUGUCCUGAACAAGAGCCCCUGCACAGCGGGCCAGCAACGCUUCGCUGCCUCGUCGUCCCGGCCAGCCGCUGCCGGCAAUGGUCAACAACCUCGGAUUGCCUCAACAUGGUCGCUGUCGGGAGUCUUGGCGAUUGCUGUAGCUGCCAGCGUGCUUGGUUGGGGCGCAUCUGAGCUCCGACACCGGGGGUUCCCGGGUGCCGUGCUGCUUGAUAGCGCAUUCCCGACACCCAGAUAUGCAAGCAUGCGAGAGAUGGAGCAGGCUUUGGAGGAAAUCCGCCAAGAGAUAGGAAACGACGACAUCAUUUCCACGGAUCCCGACGACUUGCACGCUCAUGGCUACUCUGAGUGGUCGUCGUCGAAUCCCGAGGGGCUGCCGGUCGCAGUUGCCUAUCCACGGUCAACCGAGCAGGUGUCAAUCAUUGCCCGCAUCUGCCACAAGUAUCGCGUGCCCAUCAUCCCCUACUCGGGAGGUUCCAGUCUCGAGGGUAAUUUCUCGGCCCCCUAUGGGGGCAUCAGCGUCGACUUUGCCUUCAUGGAUAAGAUUGUCCAAUUCAACAAGGACGACAUGGAUGUGGUUGUGCAACCGAGCAUUGGCUGGCAGGAUCUCAAUGAUCAGCUGGCCAAAAUGGGCAGCGGUCUUUUCUUUCCCAUCGACCCCGGCCCAAGUGCAAAGAUUGGCGGCAUGAUCGGGACCAAUUGCUCCGGUACUAACGCCGUCAAGUACGGCACGAUGAAGGACUGGGUCAUCAACCUGACAGUCGUCCUCGCCGACGGCACUGUCAUCAAGACAAGACGACGGCCCCGCAAAUCGUCAGCAGGAUACAACCUUAACGGCCUGUUCGUCGGUUCCGAAGGCACUCUAGGCUUGGUGACCGAGGCAACCCUUAAGCUCACCGUAAUCCCUGAAGAAUUCUCAGUGGCCGUCGUAACUUUCCCCUCAAUACGAAACGCCGCAUCUGCGGCAGCCGAGGUGAUGCAGACGGGGAUCCCCGUGGCUGCGAUGGAGAUCAUGGACGAGGUCCAGAUGAAAGUUGUCAAUAUGGGAGGGGCAACCGCCCCUCGGGUCUGGAAAGAAAUGCCCACCCUCUUCUUCAAGUUUUCUGGAACAAAAGCCAGCGUGAAAGAGAACAUUGACCUGGUCCAGAAGAUAACCAGGGGGCACAACGGGAGCAACUUUGAGUUUGCCAAGGAUGCGAGGGAGCAGAAACUUCUCUGGUCGGCGCGGAAAGAAUCGCUGUGGUCCAUGCUCGCACUUCGCAAGGAAGGAGAGGAAGUCUGGAGCACUGAUGUGGCAGUGCCAUUCAGCAGGCUUGCUGAUAUAAUAGAGGUCAGCAAAAAGGAGAUGGACGAUCUGGGCCUUUUCGCGAGCAUCCUUGGCCACAUCGGCGACGGCAACUUCCAUGAGAGCAUCAUCUACAACCGCCAGGACAAGAGCGAGAGAGACAAGGUUGAGACGUGCGUUAAGAACAUGGUCAAGAGAGCGCUGGAGAUGGAGGGCACCUGCACCGGCGAGCACUCCAUUGGAUGGGGCAAGAAGGAGUCCUUGCUCUGGGAGGUUGGACAGGACACAUUGGGAGUCAUGAGAGCUAUCAAGUUGGCACUGGAUCCGAAGUGGAUAAUGAACCCGGGCAAGAUCUUUGACAGGUAAGGCUAAGGGGUGUUCGAACAAAAAAAGGCUGGAUCUUCCGGACAGUGCGAUACAUUAGCAUGAUAUCUAUACAGCAUUGC